CAUUGGCAACUGCAACAUCACCCAUACCACUCACUGCGACUUGAGCAGAGUCAGUCACGAUGAGCGGAAACGAGCCAUUCUACCUGCGAUACUACUCAGGUCAUCAAGGUCGCUUUGGUCACGAGUUCCUGGAGUUUGAUUUCCGGGUUUUGGGAGACGGACGCAGCGCUUCAGCACGAUAUGCGAACAACUCCAACUACCGCAAUGACUCUCUCAUUCGCAAAGAGAUGUGUGUGAGCGACGCACUAGUCGCAGAGAUCAAGCGCAUCGUCAAGGAGAGCGAGAUCCUGAAAGAAGACGACACCAAAUGGCCACAGAAGAACAAGGACGGCCGACAAGAGCUUGAGAUCCGUCUAGGAAGCGAACACAUCUCGUUCGAGACUGCCAAAAUCGGCUCAUUACAAGACGUGCAGGACUCUUCUGAUCCAGAAGGACUCCGUGUCUUCUACUACCUUGUCCAGGACCUGAAGGCUCUGGUUUUUUCGUUGAUUUCGCUUCAUUUCAAGAUCAAGCCUAUCUAAGCGGCGAUGUAAUGUAAGAGGCGUCGAGGUUCUGGCUGCUGGUUGCGGUAGAGCUGAGCAUGAGGGCAUAUACAGUCCUGGAAAAGCCCACAGACUGUCGGCGGGGUAUGGCGCCUGGAGUCUGACAGCAUUCCGUGGGGUACUCACAGCCACUGCGAUUCGUAGGGUUGUGGCUCCGGCUGAAAGCUUAUAGUAUGAGCUGAGAGACUUGGUGGGGUGGAGCACUCGAUGUUGAUAAUGUCGUUCUUCAGGCAAAUUGAGCUUAAUCGGGCCCGUUGGUGGCAAAUGCGACUCCAAAGACC
Molecule: messenger RNA, 823 nt
Organism: Parastagonospora nodorum SN15
Lineage: Eukaryota; Fungi; Ascomycota; Dothideomycetes; Pleosporales; Phaeosphaeriaceae
Exons: 7
Coding region: 60-521 (153 amino acids)
Biological process (GO): RNA splicing
Cellular component (GO): nucleus; exon-exon junction complex
Source: RefSeq, a predicted model, not a curated record